Molecule: messenger RNA, 15409 nt
Organism: Odocoileus virginianus texanus
Lineage: Eukaryota; Metazoa; Chordata; Mammalia; Artiodactyla; Cervidae
Source: RefSeq, a predicted model, not a curated record
AGCCGCUGGGCCCGGGCCUGCGCUGACCGCCUUUGGCGCGCGUCUCAGGCUGUCUUUUCAUUUCCAAGUGAUUAUUGUUUUGGAUUUUUCUGCAGAUGUGAAUUUUGAUUAAUUUAUUUCACGCAUCAGUUGCUGGUCUGAGGUUUCUCGACUGGGAGGAACUCGGGAAAGAUGCCUUCUGAGUCUUUUUGUUUGGCUGCUCAGGCUCGACUUGACUCCAAAUGGUUGAAAACAGAUAUACAGCUUGCAUUCACAAGAGAUGGACUUUGUGGUCUGUGGAAUGAAAUGGUUAAAGAUGGAGAAAUUGUAUAUACUGGGACAGAACUAUCACAGAAUGGAGAACUUCCUCCUAGAAAAGAUGAUGGUGUUGAUACUCAGAUUGGAACAAAGAAAGAAGAUCUGAAUGACAGAGAGAAAAAAGAAGAGGAAGAAACUCCUGCACCUGUGUAUCGGGCCAAGUCAAUCCUAGAGAGCUGGGUAUGGGGCAAGCAACCAGAUGUGAAUGAAUUGAAGGAGUGUCUUUCUGUGUUGGUUAAAGAGCAGCAAGCUCUGGCCAUCCAGUCAGCGACCACCACCCUUUCAGCUCUGAGACUCAAGCAGAGGCUCAUUGUUUUGGAACGAUAUUUCAUUGCCUUGAAUAGAACUGUUUUCCAGGAGAAUGUCAAAGUUAAGUGGAAAAGCAGCAACAUUUCUUUGCCUCCUGCAGACAAAAAAAGUUCCCGGCCUGCAGGCAAAGGCGUGGAAGGCCUGGCAAGAGUGGGGUCCAGGGCAGCUCUCUCCUUCGCCUUUGCAUUUCUGCGUAGGGCCUGGCGCUCAGGGGAGGACGCGGACCUCUGCAGUGAGCUGUUGCAGGAGUCUCUGGAUGCUCUGAGAGCCCUGCCCGAGGCCUCCCUCUUUGAUGAGAGCACCGUAUCCUCUGUGUGGCUGGAGGUGGUAGAAAGAGCAACCCGGUUCCUCAGGUCCGUCGUGACUGGGGAUGUUCAUGGAACGCCUGCAACCAAAGGGCCGGGAAGCAUCCCCCUGCAGGACCAGCACCUGGCCCUGGCCAUCCUGCUAGAACUGGCUGUGCAGAGAGGCGCGCUGAGUCAAAUGUUAUCUGCUAUCCUGUUGUUACUUCAACUGUGGGACAGUGGGACGCAGGAAACUGACAAUGAGCGGUCUGCCCAGGGCACCAGCGCCCCGCUGCUGCCUUUGCUGCAGAGAUUCCGGAGUAUCGUCUGCAGUAAAGAUGCCCCCUAUGCCGAGGGUGACAUUCAUCUUCUGUCUGGCCCUCUGAGCCCCAACGAGAGUUUCCUGAGGUACCUUACUCUCCCACAAGACAACGAGCUUGCUAUAGACUUACGACAGACUGCAGUUGUUGUCAUGGCGCACUUAGACCGCCUGGCCACCCCUUGUAUGCCACCCCUCUGUAGCUCUCCGACAUCUCAUAAAGGAUCAUUACAAGAAGUCAUAGGAUGGGGGUUAAUAGGAUGGAAAUACUAUGCCAAUGUGAUCGGUCCCAUUCAAUGUGAAGGCCUUGCCAACCUGGGGGUCAUGCAGAUCGCCUGUGCAGAGAAGCGCUUCCUGAUUUUGUCGAGGAAUGGCCGUGUAUACACGCAAGCCUACAACAGUGACACUCUUGCCCCACAGUUGGUCCAGGGGCUUGCUUCCAGAAACAUUGUAAAAAUUGCUGCCCAUUCAGACGGUCACCACUACCUGGCCUUGGCAGCCACUGGAGAGGUGUACUCCUGGGGCUGCGGGGACGGCGGACGCCUGGGCCAUGGAGACACCGUGCCUCUUGAGGAACCUAAGGUGAUCUCUGCUUUCUCUGGAAAGCAGGCCGGGAAGCACGUGGUGCACAUUGCGUGUGGGAGCACGUACAGCGCGGCCAUCACAGCUGAAGGGGAGCUCUACACCUGGGGCAGGGGGAACUAUGGCCGACUGGGCCACGGCUCCAGUGAAGAUGAGGCCAUCCCCAUGCUGGUUGCUGGGCUCAAAGGACUGAAGGUCAUUGAUGUGGCGUGUGGAAGUGGUGAUGCUCAGACCCUGGCCGUGACAGAGAAUGGUCAAGUGUGGUCCUGGGGAGAUGGUGACUAUGGGAAAUUGGGCAGAGGUGGUAGUGAUGGCUGCAAAACGCCAAAGCUGAUUGAAAAGCUACAAGACUUGGAUGUUGUCAAAGUCCGAUGUGGAAGUCAAUUUUCUAUUGCCUUGACAAAAGAUGGCCAAGUCUAUUCAUGGGGAAAAGGUGACAACCAGAGACUUGGGCAUGGAACAGAGGAACAUGUCCGUUAUCCCAAACUCUUGGAAGGAUUGCAAGGGAAGAAGGUGAUUGAUGUGGCUGCAGGGUCCACCCACUGCCUGGCCCUGACUGAGGACAGUGAGGUCCACAGCUGGGGGAGCAAUGACCAGUGCCAGCACUUUGACACCUUGCGUGUGACCAAGCCAGAACCCUCUGCACUGCCUGGACUGGACACCAAACAUAUAGUCGGGAUUGCCUGUGGGCCGGCCCAGAGUUUUGCUUGGUCUUCCUGUUCUGAGUGGUCCAUUGGCCUUCGUGUCCCUUUUGUGGUGGACAUCUGCUCAGUGACUUUUGAGCAGUUAGAUCUCCUACUUCGGCAAGUGAGUGAGGGGAUGGAUGGCACUGCUGACUGGCCCCCGCCUCAAGAGAAAGAGUGCAUGACAGUGGCAACACUCAAUCUUCUACGACUUCAGUUGCAUGCUGCCAUUAGUCACCAGGUUGACCCAGAAUUCCUUGGUUUAGGUCUGGGCAGCGGCCUCCUCAGCAGCCUGAAGCAGACCGUGGUGGCCCUGGCCAGCAGCGCGGGCGUGUUGAGCACUGUGCAGGCGGCCGCCCAGGCUGUGUUGCAGAGCGGGUGGUCCGUGCUGCUGCCCACGGCUGAGGAGCGGGCACGGGCACUCUCUGCCCUCCUCCCCUGUGCAGUUUCAGGUAAUGAAGUUAACAUAAGUCCAGGUCGUCGAUUCAUGAUUGAUCUUCUCGUGGGCAGCUUAAUGGCUGAUGGAGGCUUAGAGUCAGCCUUAAAUGCAGCCAUCACUGCAGAAAUCCAGGAUAUUGAAGCCAAAAAAGAAGCACAGAAGGAAAAAGAAAUUGAUGAACAGGAAGCAAAUGCCUCGACAUUUCAUAGAAGUAGGACUCCGUUGGAUAAAGAUCUUAUUAAUACGGGAAUCUAUGAAUCUUCUGGAAAACAGUGCUUGCCUCUGGUUCAGCUUAUUCAGCAGCUUCUUAGAAACAUUGCUUCUCAGACAGUAGCCAGAUUGAAAGAUGUUGCCCGUCGGAUAUCAUCAUGUCUAGACUUUGAGCAACAUAGUCGUGAAAGAUCUGCUUCAUUGGAUUUGUUGCUGCGUUUUCAGCGCUUACUUAUCAGUAAACUUUAUCCAGGAGACAGUGCUGGUCAGACUUCAGAAAUUUCUAGUCCUGAACUGAUGGGGGUCGGGUCCUUGCUGAAGAAGUACACGGCCCUGCUGUGCACACACAUUGGGGACAUACUGCCUGUGGCGGCCAGCGUUGCUUCCACUAGCUGGCGGCACUUUGCAGAGGUGGCCUGCAUUGUGGAAGGGGACUUCACUGGUAUUCUCCUUCCAGAACUAGUAGUCUCUGUAGUGCUUCUGCUCAGUAAAAAUGCUGGCCUCAUGCAGGAGGCUGGAGCUGUGCCUUUACUGGGUGGCUUGCUCGAGCAUCUGGAUCGGUUCAACCACUUGGCACCAGGAAAGGAGAGGGAUGACCUUGAAGAGUUAGCCUGGCCUGGCAUCAUGGAGUCAUUUUUUACAGGUCAGAACUGUAGAAAUAAUGAGGAAGUGACACUUAUACGCAAAGCUGAUUUGGAGAACCACAAUAAAGAUGGAGGCUUCUGGACUGUGAUUGAUGGAAAAGUGUAUGAUAUAAAGGACUUCCAGACGCAGUCAUUAACAGGAAAUAGUAUUCUUGCUCAGUUUGUAGGGGAAGACCCAGUGGUGGCUUUGGAAGCUGCUUUGCAGUUUGAAGACACACGGGAAUCAAUGCAUGCUUUCUGUGUUGGUCAGUAUCUGGAGCCUGACCAAGAAGUUGUUACCAUACCAGAUUUGGGAAGUCUGUCUUCACCCCUUAUAGACACUGAGAGGAAUCUGGGCCUGCUCCUUGGAUUACAUGCUUCCUAUUUAGCUAUGAGCACACCACUGUCUCCAGUUGAGGUCGAAUGUGCCAAGUGGCUUCAGUCAUCCAUCUUCUCCGGUGGCCUGCAGACUAGCCAGAUCCACUACAGCUACAAUGAGGAGAAAGACGAGGACCACUGUAGCUCUCCUGGGGGCACUCCUGCCACCAAGUCGCGGCUCUGCUCCCACAGACAGGCCCUGGGGGACCACGCCCAGGCAUUCCUGCAAGCCAUCGCUGACAAUAACAUUCAGGAUCACAACGUGAAGGACUUUCUGUGUCAGAUUGAAAGAUACUGUAGGCAGUGCCACUUGACCACACCCAUCACCUUUCCUCCUGAGCAUCCUGUGGAGGAGGUUGGCCGCUUACUGUUAUGUUGCCUCUUAAAACAUGAAGAUUUAGGUCACGUGGCAUUAUCUUUAGUUCAUGCAGGUACACUUGGUAUUGAGCAAGUAAAGCAUAGAACAUUGCCUAAAUCAGUGGUGGAUGUUUGUAGAGUUGUCUAUCAAGCAAAAUGCUCACUCAUUAAGACACAUCAAGAACAGGGCCGUUCUUACAAGGAGGUCUGUGCCCCUGUCAUUGAACGAUUGAGGUUCCUCUUUAAUGAACUGAGACCUGCAGUUUGUAAUGACCUCUCUAUAAUGUCCAAAUUUAAACUGUUAAGUUCUUUGCCCCGUUGGAAGAGGAUAGCUCAGAAGAUAAUUCGAGAACGAAGGAAGAAGAGAGUUCCUAAGAAGCCAGAAUCUACUGAUGAAGAAGAAAAAAUUGGAAAUGGAGAGAGCGAUUUAGAAGAAGCUUGCAUUUUGCCUCACAGUCCUAUAAAUGUGGACAAAAGACCCAUUACAAUUAAAUCACCCAAGGAUAAAUGGCAGCCCCUGUUGAGUACAGUUACAGGUGUUCACAAAUACAAAUGGUUGAAGCAGAAUGUUCAGGGUUUGUAUCCUCAGUCUGCACUCCUCAGUACAAUUGCUGAAUUUGCCCUUAAAGAAGAGCCUGUGGAUGUGGAAAAAAUGAGAAAAUGCCUACUAAAACAGUUGGAGAGAGCAGAAGUUCGCCUGGAAGGGAUAGAUACAAUUUUAAAACUGGCAGCCAAAAAUUUCUUACUUCCAUCUGUGCAGUAUGCUAUGUUCUGUGGAUGGCAAAGACUUAUUCCGGAAGGGGUUGAUAUAGGGGAACCCCUUACAGAUUGUUUAAAGGAUGUUGAUUUGAUCCCACCUUUUAAUCGGAUGCUGCUUGAAGUAACUUUUGGCAAGCUGUAUACUUGGGCUGUUCAGAAUAUUCGAAAUGUUUUGAUAGAUGCAAAUGCCAAAUUUAAAGAACUUGGUAUCCAGCCUGUCCCCUUGCAAACCAUUACAAACGAGAACCCAUCAGGACCAAGCCUGGGGACAACCCCACAAGCUCGCUUUCUCCUGGUAAUGCUCAGCAUGCUCACCCUGCAGCACGGUGCCCACAACCUGAGCCUUCUACUGAAUUCCGGCACGCUCGCUCUCACACAGACGGCACUUCGUCUCAUUGGCCCUAGUUGUGAUAAUGUUGAAGAAGACAUGAAUGCUUCUGCCCGAGGAGCUUCUGCUACAGUUUUGGAAGAGACGCGGAAGGAAACAGCCCCGGUACAGCUGCCAGUUUCAGGGCCAGAGUUGGCCGCCAUGAUGAAGAUUGGAACCAGGGUCAUGAGAGGCGUGGACUGGAAAUGGGGUGAUCAGGACGGACCCCCUCCCGGCCUGGGCCGUGUGAUCGGUGAGCUUGGGGAGGACGGCUGGAUCCGGGUGCAGUGGGACACCGGCAGCACCAACUCUUACAGAAUGGGGAAGGAGGGCAAGUACGACCUGAAGCUGGCGGAGCCCCCGGUCUCUGCACCGCCGUCCGCGGAGGACUCGGACACGGAGGACGGCUCCGAAGCUGAACAAAUUGAAAGGAAUAUUCACCCCACUGCAAUGAUGCUUACCAGCACUGUUAAUUUACUGCAAACUCUUUGUCUUUCUGCUGGAGUCCAUGCUGAAGUUAUGCAGAGCGAAGCCACAAAGACCCUCUGUGGGCUGCUACGAAUGUUGGUGGAGAGUGGAACAACAGACAAGACAUCCUCCCCCAGCAGGCUGGUGUGCAGGGAGCAGCACCGGAGCUGGUGCACCCUGGGCUUCGUGCGCAGCAUCGCCCUCACCCCGCACAUGUGCGCGGCCCUCAGCUCCCCGCCCUGGAUCUCGCUGCUCGUGAGGGUCGUGGAGGGACACUCACCGUUCACCGCUGCCUCCCUGCAGCGCCAGAUCUUAGCUGUGCAUUUACUGCAAGCAGUGCUGCCGUCAUGGGACAAGACAGAGCGGGCCAGGGACAUGGAGUGCCUUGUGGAAAAGCUCUUCGGUUUCCUGGGCAGCUUGCUCACCACCUGCUCUUCAGAUGUCCCGUUCCUCAGAGAGUCUGCUCUGAGGAGGCGGAGGGCCCGCCCGCAGGCUUCCCUGACCGCUACGCACAGCAGCACGCUGGCAGAGGAGGUGGUGGCGCUGCUCCGCACCCUGCACGCCCUGGGCCAGUGGAAUGGCCUCAUCAACAAGUACAUCAACUCCCAGCUCCACUCGGUCACGCGAAGCUGUGCGGGAAAGCCGGCCGAAGGGGCCCUGUUAGAUGACUGCUUUCCUGAUGGCGAGAGCCCAGAGGUGGGCAGCCUCAUGGCAGUGCUGGCGGUCAUUGGCGGCAUUGAUGGCCGGGUGCGGCUCGGGGGACAAGUCCUGCAUGAUGACUUUGGAGAAGGCACGGUGACUCGCAUCACUCCGAAGGGCAGAAUCACUGUGCAGUUCUGUGACCUGCGAACCUGUCGUGUUUGCCCGCUGAAUCAGCUGAAGCCACUUCCCGCCGCAGCGUUCAGUGUCACCAACCUGCCCUUCACAGAGCCCAUGCUCUCGGUCUGGGCUCAGUUGGUGAACCUCGCUGGAAGCAAAUUGGAAAAGCACAAAAUAAAGAAAUCACCUAAACAGGGUUUUGCAGGACAAGUAGACUUGGACCUGCUGAGGUGCCAGCAGUUAAAGCUGUAUAUUCUGAAGGCGGGCCGCGCUCUGCUUUCCCACCAGGACCAGCUCAGGCAGAUCUUGUCUCAGCCCGCUGUUCAGGAGGCUGCAGCUGCCCAUUCAGAUGACGGAGCGGCCGUGUCCCCUGACCUUGGGGACCUGUCUCCUGAGGGGCCGCAGCCCCCCGUGACCCUCGUGCAGCAGCUGCUGGCCUCGGCCACCCAGCCGUCUCCCGUGAAGGCCAUAUUCGACAAGCAGGAGCUUGAGGCUGCCGCCUUGGCUGUGUGUCAGUGUCUGGCUGUGGAGUCUGCCCACCCACUGAGCCCUGCGUUUGAAGACUGCGGCUCCAGUGAGGCCACGACCCCUGUCACUGUGCAGCAUAUUCGCCCAGGCAGAGCGAGGAAGCACAAGCAGUCUCCGGGUCCUGUUCUGCCCAUUGUAGUUCAGCUCAUGGAGAUGGGAUUUCCUAGAAGAAACAUAGAGUUUGCUCUCAAGUCACUCACUGGUGCCUCUGGGAAUGCUUCUGGCUUGCCAGGCGUGGAAGCCUUGGUUGGGUGGCUGCUGGACCAUGCUGAUGUGCAGGUCACGGACCUCUCGGAUGCAGACACAGGGUCUGAGGAAUGUUCAGACGAGGAGGUGAUGGAGGAUGUGGAUGACACGGCCUAUGCUAUGUCCACUGGUGCUGUUGUAACAGAGAGCCAGACUUAUAAAAAGCGAGCUGAUUUCUUAAGUAAUGAUGACUAUGCUGUGUAUGUGAGAGAGAAUAUUCAGGUGAGUAAUGGUGUUGGGCUAGAACCUUGAUUGCUUAGGUUUUCAUUCAGCAGAUGUUUGAGCAUCUCAGAAAAGGUGUGUGAAGGAGAUGUGGGCAAAGUCAUCAAAUUGGAUAGGGAUGGAUUACAUGACCUCAAUGUGCAGUGUGAUUGGCAGCAGAAAGGAGGCACUUACUGGGUUAGGUAUAUUCAUGUGGAACUUAUAGGCUAUCCUCCACCAAGUUCUCCUUCUCACAUCAAAAUUGGUGAUAAAGUUCGUGUCAAAGCCUCAGUCACAACACCGAAGUACAAGUGGGGAUCUGUGACUCAUCAAAGUGUGGGGGUUGUGAAAGCUUUCAGUGCCAAUGGAAAAGAUGUUAUUGUCGACUUUCCUCAGCAGUCUCACUGGACUGGGCUGUUAUCAGAAAUGGAGCUGGUACCUAGUGUUCACCCUGGUGUUACGUGUGAUGGCUGUCAGAUGUUUCCUAUCAAUGGAUCUAGAUUCAAAUGCAGAAACUGUGAUGACUUUGAUUUUUGUGAAGCUUGCUUCAAAACCAGAAAACACAACACCAGGCAUACAUUUGGCAGAAUAAAUGAACCAGGACAGUCUGCAAUAUUUUGUGGCCGUUCUGGAAAACAGCUGAAACGCUGUCACAGCAGUCAGCCAGGAAUGCUGCUGGAUAGCUGGGCACGGAUGGUGAAGAGUCUAAACGUGUCGUCCUCUGUGAACCAAGCUUCUCGUCUUAUUGAUGGCAGUGAGCCCUGCUGGCAGUCCUCUGGUUCACAAGGAAAGCAUUGGAUUCGUUUGGAGAUUUUCCCAGAUGUUCUUGUUCAUAGAUUAAAAAUGAUUGUAGAUCCUGCUGACAGUAGCUACAUGCCUUCCCUCGUGGUCGUGUCAGGUGGAAAUUCACUGAAUAACCUAAUUGAAUUAAAGACAAUCAACAUCAAUCCCACCGACACCACAGUGUCUCUUCUGAAUGACUGCACAGAGUAUCACAGGUAUAUUGAAAUUGCGAUAAAGCAGUGCAGAAGCUCAGGAAUUGAUUGUAAAAUCCAUGGUCUCAUCCUGCUGGGACGGAUACGUGCAGAGGAGGAAGAUUUGGCUGCAGUUCCUUUCUUAGCUUCAGAUAAUGAAGAAGAAGAAGAUGAAAAAGGCAACAGUGGGAGCCUUAUUAGAAAGAAGGCAGCAGGUCUGGAAUCAGCAGCUACAAUAAGAACCAAAGUGUUUGUGUGGGGCCUGAACGACAAGGACCAGCUGGGAGGUCUGAAGGGUUCCAAGAUAAAAGUUCCGUCAUUCUCUGAGACCCUGUCUGCUUUGAAUGUAGUACAGGUGGCUGGUGGUUCUAAAAGUUUGUUUGCAGUGACAGUGGAAGGAAAAGUGUAUGCCUGUGGAGAAGCCACGAAUGGCCGGCUGGGGCUGGGCAUCUCCAGUGGGACUGUGCCCAUCCCGCGACAGAUCACAGCUCUCAGCAGUUACGUGGUCAAGAAGGUGGCUGUUCACUCAGGUGGACGGCACGCUACUGCUUUAACUGUCGAUGGCAAAGUGUUUUCCUGGGGUGAAGGUGAUGAUGGCAAACUUGGACACUUCAGUAGAAUGAACUGUGACAAGCCACGGCUGAUAGAGGCCCUGAAGACCAAGCGAAUCCGGGACAUUGCCUGUGGGAGCUCGCACAGUGCGGCGCUCACGUCCAGCGGUGAACUGUACACCUGGGGUCUUGGAGAGUAUGGCCGCUUGGGACAUGGGGAUAACACAACACAGCUCAAGCCCAAAAUGGUGAAAGUCCUUCUUGGUCACAGAGUAAUCCAAGUGGCAUGUGGAAGUAGAGAUGCACAGACCCUGGCUCUGACUGAUGAAGGUUUGGUAUUUUCCUGGGGUGAUGGUGACUUUGGAAAAUUGGGCCGGGGAGGAAGUGAAGGCUGUAACAUCCCCCAGAACAUUGAGAGACUUAAUGGACAAGGGGUGUGCCAGAUCGAAUGUGGAGCACAGUUCUCCCUGGCCCUCACCAAGUCGGGUGUAGUUUGGACAUGGGGGAAGGGGGACUAUUUCAGACUGGGCCAUGGCUCGGAUGUGCAUGUACGGAAACCACAGGUAGUGGAAGGUCUGCGAGGGAAGAAGAUUGUGCAUGUGGCUGUUGGGGCCCUGCACUGCUUGGCGGUCACUGAUGCAGGACAGGUAUACGCUUGGGGUGACAAUGACCAUGGCCAGCAGGGCAAUGGCACAACCACAGUUAAUAGGAAGCCCACACUUGUGCAAGGCUUAGAAGGCCAGAAGAUCACACGAGUAGCUUGCGGGUCUUCUCACAGUGUGGCAUGGACAACCGUUGAUGUGGCAACACCCUCUGUUCAUGAGCCUGUCCUCUUCCAGACUGCAAGAGACCCUUUAGGUGCUUCCUAUUUAGGUGUGCCUUCUGAUGCUGAUUCUUCUCCUGCCAGUAAUAAAAUCAGUGGUGCAAAUAAUUCUAAACCAAACCGCCCUUCUCUUGCCAAGAUUCUCCUAUCAUUAGAUGGAAAUCUGGCCAAACAACAGGCCUUAUCUCAUAUACUUACAGCCUUGCAAAUCAUGUAUGCCAGAGACGCCGUGGUUGGGGCCCUGAUGCCAGCUGGCAUGGUUGCCCCGGUGGAGUGUCCUUCCUUCUCCUCCUCGGCACCCCCUUCUGACGUAUCUGCCAUGGCCAGCCCCAUGAAUGGAGAGGAGUGUGUGCUGGCUGUUGAUAUUGAAGACAGAUUGAGUCCAAAUCCAUGGCAAGAAAAGAGAGGAGAGAUUAUCUCUUCUGAGGAUGCUGUGACCCCUUCUGCAGUGACCCCAUCUGCUUGCUCAGCUUCUUCUCGGCCGUUUAUACCAGUAACAGAUGACCCAGGAGCUGCCAGCAUCAUUGCAGAAACCAUGACCAAAACCAAAGAGGAUGUUGAAAGCCAGAAUAAAGCGUCAGGCGCAGAACUUCAGUCCUUGGAUGAGUUCACUAGUUUGCUGGUGGUGGACGACACACGUGUCAUGGUGGACCUGCUCAAGCUGUCUGUGUGUGGCCGGGCGGGCGACAAGGGCCGGGACGUGCUUUCAGCUGUGCUGUCUGGCAUGGGCACUGCCUACCCACAGGUGGCAGAUAUGUUGUUGGAGCUCUGCGUCACCGAGUUGGAGGAUGUGGCCACAGACUCACAGAGCGGCCGCCUGUCCUCGCAGCCUGUGGUGGUGGAGAGCAGCCAUCCCUACACCGACGACACGUCGUCCAGCGGCACAGUGAAGAUCCCAGGUGCAGAAGGACUCCGGGUGGAGUUUGACCGGCAGUGCUCCACCGAGAGGCGUCAUGACCCUCUCACAGUCAUGGACGGCGUCAGCAGGGUCGUCUCCGUGCGGUCAGGCCGGGAGUGGUCUGACUGGUCCAGCGAACUGCGCAUCCCAGGGGAUGAGUUGAAGUGGAAGUUCAUCAGUGAUGGGUCUGUGAAUGGGUGGGGCUGGCGCUUCACAGUCUACCCCAUCAUGCCAGCUGCAGGUCCCAAAGACCUUCUUUCUGAUCGCUGUGUCCUCUCGUGCCCAUCCAUGGACUUGGUAACUUGUUUGUUGGACUUCCGGCUCAACCUUGCCUCGAACAGAAGCAUCAUCCCCCGCCUCGCCGCGUCCCUGGCAGCUUGUGCACAGCUGAGUGCCUUGGCUGCCAGUCACAGAAUGUGGGCCCUUCAAAGACUGAGGAAGCUUCUUACAACUGAAUUUGGACAAUCAAUUAACAUAAACAGGCUACUUGGAGAUAAUGAUGGGGAAACAAGAGCUCUGAGUUUUUCAGGCAGUGCUCUUGCUGCUUUGGUGAAAGGCCUUCCAGAAGCUUUGCAAAGGCAGUUUGAAUAUGAAGAUCCUAUUGUGAGAGGUGGCAAGCAGCUACUGCACAGCCCAUUCUUUAAGGUACUAGUAGCUCUUGCUUGUGACCUGGAAUUAGACACGCUCCCUUGCUGUGCUGAAACACACAAGUGGGCUUGGUUCCGGAGAUACUGCAUGGCCUCCCGCGUUGCUGUGGCCCUGGACAAGAGAACGUCACUGCCCCGUCUGUUUCUCGACGAGGUGGCUAAGAAAAUUCGUGAGUUGAUGGCAGAUGGUGAGAACAUGGAUGUUCUCCAUGAGAGUCACAGCGUUUUCAGAAGAGAGCAAGACGAACAGCUUGUGCAGUGGAUGAACAGGCGACCAGAUGACUGGACUCUUUCUGCUGGUGGCAGUGGAACAAUUUAUGGAUGGGGUCAUAAUCAUAGAGGUCAGCUUGGGGGCAUUGAAGGUGCAAAAGUUAAAGUCCCUACGCCAUGUGAAGCCCUUGCAGCUCUCAGACCUGUGCAACUAAUUGGAGGAGAGCAGACGCUCUUUGCAGUGACAGCUGAUGGGAAGCUAUACGCCACUGGGUAUGGUGCGGGCGGCAGACUAGGAGUUGGAGGCACAGAAUCGGUGUCCACCCCCACAUUGCUUGAAUCCAUUCAGCAUGUGUUCAUUAAGAAAGUAGCUGUGAACUCAGGAGGAAAACACUGUCUUGCCCUCUCUUCAGAAGGAGAAGUUUACUCUUGGGGUGAAGCAGAAGAUGGGAAGCUGGGGCAUGGCAACCGAAGUCCGUGUGACCGUCCUCGUGUGAUUGAGUCUCUAAGAGGAACUGAGGUGGUUGAUGUUGCUGCCGGUGGAGCCCACAGCGCGUGUGUCACUGCGGCUGGCGACCUGUACACUUGGGGCAAAGGCCGGUAUGGCCGUCUGGGGCACAGUGACAGUGAGGACCAGUUAAAGCCGAAGCUGGUGGAGGCGCUGCAGGGCCACCGCGUGGUUGAUGUUGCCUGUGGCAGCGGGGACGCCCAGACCCUCUGCCUCACGGAUGACGACACUGUCUGGUCCUGGGGGGAUGGGGACUACGGCAAGCUGGGCAGAGGAGGCAGUGACGGCUGCAAGGUGCCCAUGAAGAUUGACUCUCUUACAGGCCUUGGAGUGGUUAAAGUGGAAUGUGGAUCCCAGUUUUCCGUCGCCCUUACCAAAUCUGGUGCUGUUUACACUUGGGGCAAAGGUGAUUAUCACAGGCUGGGGCAUGGAUCUGAUGACCAUGUCAGAAGACCUCGCCAAGUCCAAGGGCUGCAAGGGAAGAAGGUCAUUGCCAUUGCCACUGGCUCCCUGCACUGCGUGUGCUGCUCUGAAGACGGUGAAGUUUAUACGUGGGGUGACAAUGAUGAGGGACAAUUGGGAGAUGGAACAACAAAUGCCAUCCAGAGGCCUCGGCUGGUAGCUGCCCUUCAGGGUAAGAAGGUCAACCGUGUGGCCUGUGGCUCAGCACACACUCUGGCCUGGUCAACCAGCAAGCCCGCCAGCGCUGGAAAGCUGCCUGUGCAGGUUCCCAUGGAGUACAAUCAUUUACAGGAAAUCCCUAUCAUAGCCCUAAGGAACCGGCUGCUGCUACUGCAUCACAUCUCAGAGCUCUUUUGCCCCUGCAUCCCCAUGUUUGACCUUGAAGGCUCUCUCGAUGAAACUGGACUUGGGCCGUCUGUGGGGUUUGACACUCUUCGAGGAAUUCUGAUAUCCCAGGGAAAGGAAGCAGCUUUCCGGAAAGUAGUACAAGCCACCAUGGUGCGAGAUCGCCAGCACGGCCCCGUGGUGGAGCUGAACCGCAUCCAGGUCAAGCGUUCAAGAAGUAAAGGGGGCCUCGCAGGUCCUGAUGGAACCAAGUCUGUCUUUGGGCAGAUGUGCGCUAAGAUGAGCUCAUUCAGUCCUGACAGCCUCCUCCUCCCACACCGCGUCUGGAAGGUCAAGUUUGUGGGUGAAUCUGUGGAUGACUGUGGUGGUGGCUACAGUGAGUCCAUAGCUGAGAUCUGUGAGGAGCUGCAGAAUGGACUCACCCCGCUUCUGAUCGUAACCCCCAAUGGGAGGGACGAGUCGGGGGCCAACCGGGACUGCUACUUGUUGAGCCCAGCGGCCAGGGCGCCGGUGCACACCAGCAUGUUCCGGUUCUUGGGUGUGUUACUGGGUAUUGCCAUUCGGACUGGAAGUCCCUUGAGUCUGAACCUUGCUGAGCCUGUCUGGAAGCAGCUGGCUGGGAUGAGCCUCACCAUUGCAGACCUCAGUGAGGUCGAUAAAGAUUUUAUCCCUGGACUCAUGUACAUCCGUGAUAAUGAAGCCACCUCGGAGGAGUUUGAGGCCAUGAGCCUGCCCUUCACAGUGCCUAGUGCUAGCGGCCAGGACAUCCAGCUGAGCUCCAAGUACACACACAUCACUCUGGACAACCGCGCAGAGUACGUCCGGCUCGCAAUAAACUACAGACUCCAUGAGUUUGAUGAGCAGGUAGCUGCCGUUCGAGAGGGGAUGGCCCGAGUCGUGCCUGUCCCUCUUCUCUCUCUGUUCACCGGAUAUGAAUUGGAGACGAUGGUGUGUGGCAGCCCAGACAUCCCUCUGCAUCUUUUAAAGUCCGUGGCAACGUACAAGGGGGUGGAGCCCUCUGCACCCCUGAUCCAGUGGUUCUGGGAGGUGAUGGAGUCCUUCUCCAACACUGAGCGCUCCCUCUUCCUUCGCUUCGUGUGGGGCCGCACAAGGCUGCCCAGGACCAUCGCCGACUUCCGGGGCAGAGACUUCGUCAUCCAGGUGUUGGAUAAAUACAACCCACCUGACCAUUUCCUUCCUGAAUCCUACACAUGCUUCUUCUUGUUGAAGCUGCCCAGGUAUUCCUGUAAGCAGGUGCUGGAGGAGAAGCUGAAAUACGCCAUCCACUUUUGCAAGUCAAUAGACACAGAUGAUUACGCUCGCAUAGCCCUCACAGGAGAGCCGGCUGCAGAUGACAGCAGUGACGACUCGGAGAACGAGGAUGUGGAUUCAUUUGCCUCAGAUUCUACACAGGAUUAUUUAACAGGACACUGAGGUGGACAAAUGCUGUCUCCCACAAGACCACACAGACUGAAUGAGGCGGCAGAGUGCUGCAGUUCAGAGUUCAGGGCGUGCCAGGAGAUGGGUCAGUCCUCUAGUGUUUGGGAUAUUGAUUGGAGAGUUAGCCUUGCACUUGGAAACUUUGUUAAAAGGGUCUUCUAACCCACAGUGCUGCAUUACAUGUAGGACUUUGUGUUUACUAAAGUGUGUAAAGGUUUUAACAUGAAUACUGAAUUGCAGCAUACCCGAAAAUGAAUAAAAAGCCUUUUCCCUUGUGGGUGCAAUAGAUAUUUUCCCCUUCCUUUUUUUUUUUUCCCCUUCCUUUUAAAUGUUGUGCAUUGCCUUGAUUGUACAUUGGAAAUACUGUGUAACAAUGAAAUCGUAUUAUAAAUAUUUCAAUUAAUUUUACUUGGAAUUUGUUUAUUAAAAGUUUUUUGAACAUUAAAUGAUCAGUAUUACUUGAAUGCAUCCAGAAGUUAUUUAAGCCAAACCAAAACAAAAAGGCUAUCAGUUCCCCUCUCCUCCCCAGGUGCACAUUCUAGCAUUUGCGGUGUGUAACUUGAACCAAGUCCUUUCUGUGAACAGUAUCAUAACUUCUGUCAUGGACAGUGCUAUAUAUAAUGUUUGUGUCAUGUUUAUGCCUAAAUUUUAAUUCUCUAUAAAUAAAACAUUUGUCACAAAA